This is a messenger RNA of Ixodes scapularis (black-legged tick), 1180 nucleotides long. It is a transcript of the gene Noa36, whose product is annotated as zinc finger protein 330 homolog. Lineage: Eukaryota; Metazoa; Arthropoda; Arachnida; Ixodida; Ixodidae. The record is from RefSeq and is a predicted model, not a curated record. The transcript is spliced from 11 exons. Gene Ontology annotation, cellular component: nucleus. Gene Ontology annotation, molecular function: zinc ion binding. The coding region runs from base 170 to 1117 and encodes 315 amino acids.
GUGACAUCGUCAUCAACGAUGGCGACUUUCUGAACUUCCCGAAAUUCUCAUCUCUCAGUGCGUAAGCGGUGGCCGUUUAUGAAAUCGUGAAAUAAUUAAAUCAAGUAGCGUUUCCCGAAAGUCAUUUUAAGCCCACGGCCGAACGAGACACGCGAAAGAAGCAAGCAUCAUGCCGAAGAAGAAAACAGGUCAGAGAAAGAAGGCCGAAAAGCAGAAACUGCGCCAGAAAGCGAUACGGGACAGCGCUGGACGUGUCAAUCUGGGCGAACAUCCUUGCAAUGCUGUCAUGGAGUGCGACAAGUGUGCACGAAAACAGAAGAACAGGGCAUUCUGCUAUUUCUGCUCGGCCCUACAGCGUCUGCCGGUCUGCGCCAAGUGUGGUAAAAUGAAGUGCAUGAUGAAGUCCGGUGACUGCGUUGUCAAGCACCCUGGGCAGUUCACCACGGGACUCAGCAUGGUGGGUGCCAUCUGCGACUACUGCGAGGCCUGGGUGUGCCACGGAAGGCAGUGCCUGACGUCCCACGCCUGCACGUGUCCACUACAAGACGCCACGUGCAUCGAGUGCGAGCGCUACGUCUGGGAACACGGUGGCCGCAUCUUCAAGUGCUCCUUCUGCAACAACUUCCUGUGCGAGGACGACCAAUUUGAGCACCAGGCCAGCUGUCAGAUCCUGGAGGCUGAGACGUUGAAGUGUAUGUCCUGUAACAGGCUUGGCCACCACUCUUGUCUACGCUGUAAGACUUGCUACUGCGACGACCACGUAAAGAGAAAAGGCUUCAAGUAUGAGCGCAAUCAACCGGUGCCCUGCCCCAAGUGUGGCUUCGAGACUCAACAGACCAAGGACCUUAGCAUGUCGACCCGGCAUCACAGUUACGGCAGGCAGGCCAUGUCGUCUGGCAGGGACGAUGACGAAGACGACGGCUACGACUAUGGCGGCGCUGGUUACUACGGCUCAGGUGGGGGAGGGGGCGAUCUUGACGACGAGGACGACGACGACGAUGAGGAUGAUGACGAUGAUGACGACGACGAAGAUGAGGAGUCUGAUGAAGAUGAGAGCAGCGAUGAGAAGGAGGGGGGCAAAGAAGACAAGGAGGAGGGAAAGGAAGGCAAGGAGUGAGAGAUGGAGACUUCUAGUUUGUUGCAAACGCAAAUAUAGAUACUUGAAUUUUCAUCUUGCAAA